GCAUUCGUAAUUCUGAGAAAAGCAUCACUCACGCACGCGACGUUUUUCAUGAAAACUACGGCCGCGUGAAGCUGGCAGCUGUAUAAAGACACUUGAUCCACGUCUGGCUUAUUAAUCGCCGUGUUAAUGAUGAACAAGAAACUGAGUGUAACGUGGGAGAGGACAGGUAGCUAACUUGUUGCGCAGCUCUCAGGUCAGCUGGUAGUAGCAGCUCACCGACCACAGAUGGGAGCGACUUUGUUGAAUCAUGCGUGUUGACAGCGGCACUAAACCACCAUGGGAGGUUCAAUAUACGACCAGAAGCAGUCUGACAUUGUCCAGGAAUGUAUGAACCGAGUACACACUUUGUAACUGGGACUAUCUGAAGAAGUUUAAAGUUGGGGAGUAUUUGGGGAUAUACGCCGCUGCUGCUCUUCCACUCUCCCGUCCCGGGACAGCCGAAGCCACUUUACUCAGCGUCUGGUUGAAUCCAGAAUUUCGCUAUUCCUGACAUUGUCUUUCGGGCACUCGACGAUUAGCUAGAGACAUAAAUGAUGAAGUUUAAGCCCAACCAGACCAGGACGUACGACGGCGAAGGGUUCAAGAGAAGGGCGGCGUGUUUGUGUUUUAAAAACGAGAAGGAGGACGAGGUGCUACUGGUGAGCAGCAGUCGUCAUCCAGACCAAUGGAUCGUGCCAGGAGGAGGAAUGGAACCUGAGGAGGAGCCCUGUGGGGCUGCCGUCAGGGAGGUGUACGAAGAGGUUGGAACCCACUGCUCUAGGAUACAUGCUGGUGUGAAGGGAAAGCUUGGCAGACUACUCGGGAUUUUUGAACAAAAUAAAGACAGAAAGCACAGGACGUACGUCUACACCCUCAUAGUGACGGAGACACUGGAAGACUGGGAGGAUUCUGUUAACAUUGGAAGGAAGAGGAAGUGGUUCAAAGUUGACGAAGCCAUCAGGGUGCUGCAGAGCCACAAGCCUGUUCACGCAGAGUACCUAUGCAGGCUCACAAACACCUGUAACCCCACCUGCAAUCCUGUGUGUAGCCCAACUCACAGCAACGCCCCGAGCUCCCAAGUGAUGCACAACAACACGCCUCACUAUGUUUUUUGCUCCACACAGGGCUCAGAUGUAGCCAACAGAUAGGACAAGCAGCUCGACACCGGGAUAAAAGAAAGACUUUUGCAUUACUAACGCAGCCUCUUAAUAUGUACAGCAUGGACUUCCUUUAAGUUGAUGUGAAACCCAUUUUGAGGGAGUGCCAAAAUGUUUUCCAAGUAUAUUUAAGUUUUUAUAUGUAUAUUUUUUAACAACCAUUACCAGGUGAUAGAGCAAAUGUGUCCCUUUUAAAGUGUUCAGCUUUAAAUGGAUUUUCCCAGUGUGCUGCUUAUGCAAUGUAAAGGUUCUGUUUAGUCUUCAAUUCAGAAUAUUUUACUAGCAGUGCACACAAGUGUUUGGGUGGUUUCCUGGAAAGUGUUUGCUUUUAGAGAAAGUCAUAUCCCCACAAUGACUCAGUGCCAAAUAAUGCCCUCAUUUACUACAAUUCAGUUUUUUGUGUGAAUUGUUAUGACACGUUUUGGCAGUAAAACAAAUGUCACCUCACUAUAACUUAACGUGAAGUAUUUCACGAAAAGAGAGCUGAGGGCAAAGUCUGUUUGAUACAAGAGUGAACAACACUGCUCCUCCUGUAAUUACCGUCUUACAAGUACACUCAGUAUCAUCUCUAGGCACUAUUAACAGAGUAACACUGUAAUAAAGAUUAGGCAAAUAUCUGCAAACCAGCCAUCAUACUGAAAUGGAGAGCUAAACAGUUCUUACUCAAACAUCCUUUUGUUGGUACAUAAAGGUAAUGUUGUCAUACUGACUGUUGCAUUGAACAAAUUACACUCACAAUGACUAGUGACAAAAACUCACAAAUGUUCCAAAGAAAAACAGUAUUCAACACUACAGACUGUAUCAUACAAGACAUAAUACAUAAACACUUAUUAUAAGUGCAUUUGACAAAUGUGAAGUCCUGUUAAUGUCUGACAGGCCUUUGUUUUAGAGGAGAAUCACAAUGUGCUUUCGUCUGAUUCUUCUAAGUGCCUUCACCAACACAAUAGUAAAUUAGGUUUAGUUUCCAGACACUUUAAACCCAACAGCACUGACUGGAAGCAGUACAACACAGUUGAAACCAUACCCUUAUAUUUCUCAGCUGUUGUUAGAUUUAAACACAUGUUGAGGAAGGAAACUUGCAAUUGUUACAAUUGAAUGUACAAUACUUAGUAUGCAUUGAUUGAAUUUAUUUAUUUAGGUUUCAUAGGGAAAUACUCCCUCCAUGAACAGGAAACUAUGACAGGAAGUCAUGGUCAGUGUGCCAGACUUUUUUGUCAGCAAUACAACAGAAAGGGAGCGCAAAUUAUGUGAUAAAUUCAGUUUAUUGACUAUUGGCUCUUGCACUUCGCAGCAUAUGGGGAUGAUGAUUGAUAAACCCUUUUUUUUCUAUUUGUGUAUGUGUGACAAAACUAUUCUGCGGUGUACCAUGAUGUUGUACAUAAAACCUUUUAAAUAAAAAAUGUUUAUUGAUCA
Messenger RNA from Sander lucioperca (pikeperch), 2549 nucleotides. RefSeq names its product nudix (nucleoside diphosphate linked moiety X)-type motif 4a (gene nudt4a). Gene Ontology annotation, biological process: diadenosine hexaphosphate catabolic process; adenosine 5'-(hexahydrogen pentaphosphate) catabolic process; diphosphoinositol polyphosphate metabolic process. Gene Ontology annotation, molecular function: endopolyphosphatase activity; bis(5'-adenosyl)-hexaphosphatase activity; bis(5'-adenosyl)-pentaphosphatase activity. Lineage: Eukaryota; Metazoa; Chordata; Actinopteri; Perciformes; Percidae. Gene Ontology annotation, cellular component: cytoplasm; nucleus. Bases 531 to 1127 code for a protein of 198 amino acids. The record is from RefSeq and is a predicted model, not a curated record. The transcript has 6 exons.